GCAUCACAUGUCCCUCGCUACUCGCCGUAGUUUAACCGUCCUGGCUUCCCGUCGAUCCCGGAUGUUCGAAUUCGUUCGUUGUACAUGUGUAGGUUUUGUUUAUUUGUUCUUUAUCGUGAGAAGAGUGAAGCAAUGUCCGUCAACGCCACAAACCCCAACAAUCCCAUUGUUUUCUUCGACGUUACAAUUGGAGGACAGGAUGUGGGGCGGAUGAAGAUUGAACUUUUUGCUGACGGUCCCAAAACGGCAGAGAAUUUCCGGCAGUUCUGCACUGGAGAGUUUCGGAAGGAUGGUGUGCCUAUCGGUUUCAAGGGCUGCACAUUCCAUAGGGUGAUCAAAGACUUUAUGAUCCAAGGAGGAGACUUCGUCAAUGGUGACGGUACCGGUAUCUGCAGCAUCUACCGAGGUCCGUUUGCUGAUGAGAACUUCCGGGUGAAGCAUUCUGCGCCUGGUCUCCUAUCAAUGGCAAACAGUGGUCCAGGCACAAAUGGAUGCCAAUUUUUCCUAACUUGUACAAAAUGUGACUGGCUGGAUGGAAAACAUGUCGUCUUUGGUAAAAUCGUUGAUGGACUGCUGAUCAUGAGAAAAAUUGAGAACGUUCCCACGGGACCCAACAACAAGCCCAAGCUCCCUAUCCUCAUUGCACAAUGUGGAGAGAUGUGAACCGCCAUGCAUGCAAAUUGCUAUGUGUGCACGUGAAGUGACCGAUAUUCUUCUAGUCCAUGCACUAUAUCAGUUUAGCACGUCUCAUUUAAAAAAACAACACAUACCUUUGCGGCAUAAAUAGUGAAUAAAUUGUUUUUCAUUUUUAUAAA
Molecule: messenger RNA, 815 nt
Organism: Entelurus aequoreus (snake pipefish)
Lineage: Eukaryota; Metazoa; Chordata; Actinopteri; Syngnathiformes; Syngnathidae
Gene: ppih
Product: peptidylprolyl isomerase H (cyclophilin H)
Biological process (GO): protein folding; protein peptidyl-prolyl isomerization
Cellular component (GO): intracellular membrane-bounded organelle
Molecular function (GO): peptidyl-prolyl cis-trans isomerase activity
Source: RefSeq, a predicted model, not a curated record